Messenger RNA from Gastrolobium bilobum, 706 nucleotides. RefSeq names its product chaperone protein dnaJ 11, chloroplastic-like. NCBI's taxonomy places the organism in Eukaryota, Viridiplantae, Streptophyta, Magnoliopsida, Fabales, Fabaceae. The record is from RefSeq and is a predicted model, not a curated record. The transcript has a single exon. Bases 65 to 544 code for a protein of 159 amino acids.
UCACAUUCCCAAUUUACCCCUCGCCGGAAAAAAAACACAUAGCUACCCUUCUGUUCAUUUCCCGAUGCCGGCAACGUUCGGACUCGCCGCUCUUCCCUCCUCCUACUGCUUCACCUCCGCCAGGUUUAUCCGGCGGCCGAGUUUCGAAUCAGCGAACCACCGCCGGUUGUCGAUCCGUUCCGUGGCAGCAGAGGCCGGACCGGUGGUAACUUAUUCUCGGCGGCCGGCGGCGAGUCACUACGAGGUGCUGCGAGUCGAGAAGGACGCGUCGCCGACGGAGAUCAAGUCGGCUUACCGGAGCCUGGCGAAGCUCUACCACCCCGACGCGGUAUUGCGGCGGUCGCCGGAGACCGACGGCGGAGACUUCAUCGAGAUCUGCAACGCGUAUGAGACCCUUUCAGAUCCGUCAGCGAGGGCGAUGUACGAUCUGUCGCUUGCGGUGGCACGUGGUGGGAGGAACCGCCCGUUCUCGGCUCCGAUGAGCCUGAAUCGGGAUUCUGGGUUUUACCCGACCCGGAAAUGGGAAACGGACCAAUGCUGGUAGAAAGAGCUUUUAACUUUGCUUUGGCAAAUAACAAUGAAAAGAGAAAAGUUAUGGGGCUUAUGAAAGAGACAUUACGAUAAAGUGAUUGGGUUAUGAAAGUUACUAACUUUAGCUACAUACAUACAACAAAGAAAAAAACAAAAACAAAAAAUGAUGUAAAUU